AUGGGUAGAUACAGUGUGAAAAGAUAUAAGACAAAGAGAAGAACCAGAGAUCUUGAUCUUAUUUAUAAUGACUUAUCAUCGAAGGAGUCGAUUAUGAGAUUGAAAAACCAGCCACUUGACGAGAAUAAGGCCGGGUUGGGACAAUAUUAUUGUAUUGAAUGUGCCAAAUACUAUGAAAAUCAGGAGGCAUUAGACCGCCACACCAAGGGUAAGGUGCACAAGAGAAGAGCCAGAGAUUUGAAGCAAAGGCCAUACAGCAACUUGGAAUCGGAAGCGGCCACAGGAGUCAAUAUGCUUAAAUUCAUGGAAUCAGUGGAGAAAUACAAGGCAUUGGAGCAAUUCAAGGAGCAAAAUAAACAGGAGUUCGACGAGUUGAAGGACCAGAAGAAAGACAACUUGGAUGCGAUUAUAACCGGGAUCCCAAGUGGGGAGGCUGGCCAAGAAGACAAGCCAAUAGUGCCCGAAGGCGAGGUCGAAAUGACCGACAACUGA
Debaryomyces hansenii CBS767 is the source of this 492-nucleotide messenger RNA. RefSeq lists its product as uncharacterized. The coding region runs from base 1 to 492 and encodes 163 amino acids. Gene Ontology annotation, molecular function: nucleic acid binding; zinc ion binding. NCBI's taxonomy places the organism in Eukaryota, Fungi, Ascomycota, Pichiomycetes, Serinales, Debaryomycetaceae. The transcript has a single exon. The record is from RefSeq and is a predicted model, not a curated record.